Histoplasma capsulatum G186AR is the source of this 605-nucleotide messenger RNA. RefSeq names its product 4-carboxymuconolactone decarboxylase. The transcript has 2 exons. The record is from RefSeq and is a predicted model, not a curated record. Lineage: Eukaryota; Fungi; Ascomycota; Eurotiomycetes; Onygenales; Ajellomycetaceae. Bases 3 to 563 code for a protein of 186 amino acids. Gene Ontology annotation, molecular function: peroxiredoxin activity.
ACAUGCGCCUCUCAUAUGUUUCUAACCCCCCCGCAACAUCGAACGAAGAGGAUGAAAGCAUCCUCCAGCGCGUACAAGCCAGGCGGGGACAACGGGGCCUCCUCCCCCUUGACCUAGCGCUUCUUCAUUCAUUCCCCAUUGCCGAUGGCUGGAAUUCAUUUCUGGGUGCUAUCCGCACCAAAACCUCUCUUCCCGCAGACAUUCGCGAGAUCGCAAUAUGUCGCGUUGCCGCUAUGAACGAAGCUUGGUUUGAGUGGAAGGGUCAUGCUCCCAUAUUAACACAGGCCGGCUUCUCUGAGGAUGCACUAAAACUUGUGGAGCGCGGAGCGGAAAACCCGGCGACUGACACCGAAUUGGCGGCGCUGAUGUCCCCGAAACAAAUUGCUGUUUACAAGUACACGGAGGAAAUGACAAGGAUCGUUAAGGUGUCUGACGAGGUGUUUGAGGAGUUGAGGAGGCAUUUCAGUGAGAAGGAGAUGGUUGAGAUCACGGCUACAGUUGGGGCGUAUAAUUGUGUGAGUAGGUUUUUGGUUGCGUUAGAUGUUGGGGAGAUGAAUCGAUGAACAGACUUGAUUAUAUGGCCGGAUUAGAUGAGCUGUCAGUCG